AUGGACCACAGGUUUGCAUUUGAAGCACUUGAUCGCACUAUGAGGGACAUUGCAGGGUACAAGAACCCAAACGCAGCAUCUAAGUUAUUUGGUGGGAAGGUGUUAUUACUCGGAGGAGACUUCCGGCAAGUUCUCCCCAUCGUGCCAAAGGGAGGUAGACAAGAAAUUGUCCAGGCUUCGAUCAAUAGAUCCCACAUAUGGAAAGAUUGCAAUGUGUUUAUACUGAAACAGAGCAUGAGGGUACGAGAAGGGAACACCGAGACAGAGAACUACUUUAAGAAUAAGAGGUUUAAUGAAUGGCUGCUAGCUAUGGGAGAUGGAAGGCUUGAAACACAAAAUGAAGAUCACGAAGCCGAAGGAACAUGGAUUGAAAUACCAAGUGAGCAUAUAGCAAAUGUGGAUAUCUUUGAUCUGAAAAUGGUCGUGGAGACAAUUUACCAAAAUUUUGAACAAAGAAGAAAUGAUGCCAACUACUUGAGGGAGAGGGCUAUACUCACACCCCUAAAUGAUACUACGGAUAGCAUAAAUGACUACAUGAUGGGUCUCUUACCCAUAGAAGAAAAGACCUACAAAAGUUGUGAUGAAAUAUGCUUAUCCUCAACAGAAUGUGACCAGCAAUUUGAUGCAUAUCCUACAGAGUAUUUGAACAGUCUAAAGUUACCUGGCUUACCCCACCAUGAGCUAAAAUUGAAAGAAGGAAUGCCGGUCAUGCUUCUUAGAAACAUAAACCCACCACAAGGGCUGUGCAAUGGAACUCGCCUUAUUAUUACACAUCUUGGGAAGUUUGUAAUAGAAGGAAAAAUCAUUACUGGGUCUAAACAGGGAAACAAAGUUUUAAUACCUAGAAUUGUAAUGACAUCAACAUACCACAAACUGCCAUUUAUAUUGAAAAGAAAACAAUACCCUUUAAAGCCUUGCUAUGCAAUGACAAUAAACAAGAGUCAAGGACAGUCACUUUCAUAUGUGGGAGUAUACCUACCGAAUCCUGUUUUCAGUCACGGACAACUCUAUGUGGCAGCAUCAAGAACAACUUCACCAGAAGGCCUAAAGUUUUUUAUUGAUGAUUCUUUACAAAAGUACAAAAGGAGCACAAAGAACAUCGUCUACAAAGAAGUUUUCUCAAACUUACCCUCUGUGUAA
Chenopodium quinoa (quinoa) is the source of this 1140-nucleotide messenger RNA. Its product is annotated as ATP-dependent DNA helicase pif1-like. NCBI's taxonomy places the organism in Eukaryota, Viridiplantae, Streptophyta, Magnoliopsida, Caryophyllales, Amaranthaceae. The coding region runs from base 1 to 1140 and encodes 379 amino acids. The record is from RefSeq and is a predicted model, not a curated record. The transcript has a single exon. Gene Ontology annotation, molecular function: DNA helicase activity. Gene Ontology annotation, biological process: telomere maintenance; DNA repair.